UUUUGUAAGAAACGAAACAGAGCCUUGUUCCAUUUGGUUGAAGUAUCGGGAUCCUUUUAUUUAUUUUUUUGUUUAUUUCUGCUUAGAAGAGAAAUCUUCAGUUCUGUGUGGAUGGUACAUUCGUUAAAAACAAGGGCUUGUGUUCGUUUCAUGCAAUGAAUUAUGGAUCCACCUGCAAUUCCUCAUAUCACCCAAGGUUUUUACCCUCUCCCUAAUAUUAUAGAGACAUAUACACGCCAUGUGUUAAACGAGUUGGUGUCACUGGCGGAAAUUUUACCGUCCAUGUCCAAUGUUGACAAGAAGAGAAGUAUUUUGGAUUGGUUGUUACGGUCUCGGACGUAUACUAUAAGGUUGCUUAUUUUAGCUAGAUGGGUUCAUUUUUCGCCUCUUGUACACCGUUGCAUCGAUGUGGUCGCAUUCUUGCAAGGUCAAAAGUUCUGCUAUCAAAAUUUGGUACAUGUAUUACAGACCAUUCGCUUUCAAAUGUCAUUUGCUCGUCUGCGAAAUGCUGACCUGUUGACGGCAUUGGAUCUCUUGUCUACGGGAACAAAUGUCCGUUUGUUGAACGCCCCUAGCUCUCGUACAUACGUUCUUCCCCGUAAUGAAAUUUCCACGAAACAGGUCUUGCAAGCGCUACGAACUAUAAAUAUGAUUCUUCGGAUUCGUCUUGAUUUGCAUGAAGUGAUUCCCUCUCCAUUCCGAAAAUUCGUGAUUAAUAAUGGACGAUGUACGUUUACCGUCCCUAAUGAAUUUUCCAUUUCCAUGACUACCAAUUCCCAAGACCCUAGCUCCAAUACUUCUUAUUUCCAAUGGUUUGCUGUAGACUUUAAUUUUUUACUCCCAAAUUACUCUUCCACUCCUUCUAAAUUCAAACAACUUGUCGAGCAUCAUGUGAACGAACAAAUUGCUUUACGUCUGGCUGAGCAAAAACCCAUUCUCCCACUCGUUUAUAACAUUGUCCACAAGUUUUGUAUUUUCCAACGUCUAAAUCUCCUUUCUCAGGAAGCCUUUCAACUUUCAAGGCAAAGUUGGCUUGGCCAUUUACGCACUAUUUACGAGGAAAGUGUCCCACAGAUUCGCUUGUACUAUUGGCCUCAAUUGACUAUGAGAAAAGAUGGAAAAGUAAUUCCUUCAAAUCAUUAUAUUUGUCUUUGUGCCGAAACAGAGGAUACCCCGGCUUUAGAACACAUCCUAAGUACUCGAAAGUCUAAUUGUGAAUAUGAGCAUAUAUCUCUUAAAGCCAAAUGGUAUCAUAACGAUGAAUUAGAAACAAUCUCUUUGGACGCUUCCACCAGCACUCAGGUAUUGUUGCUAAAGGUUACUGAGAUGCACGCUCGAUUAAUAUUGGGACAAAUUCAAAAAGAGCUGCAUCCAAAAAUCUUCAGUGAGUUGACUGAUAAUGAACUGAAAAUUCGCUUAUUUGAUCGUGACAUUAUUGUGAAGGUUAACAGCGUAUCAGGAAGACUUGUUUUACUCAGCUCUAAUUCUCCUUUAUCACCACCUCGUUAUUUACGUGCUGCUGAAAAGAACAUAGCUUUGAGUUCACAGUCUGCUUCUCAAAUUCUUAAUCGGCUCUACUUUUUUUGUAUUCAGACCGAACUCACCGAAGUAGCUUCCUGUGCAGACUUGAGUUCCGUACAGGGCUAUAUUUCUUUUCCAGAACUUGCUUUUACAAAGAAAAUUUGGCGAAGAAAAGAUGAUUUGCUUUGGAUUCUAUCAUUCAAUGUUGAAACUAUGGAUUGGUCUGUUAAACUGGUUAACUUUACUGGACAAAUCAUGUUUUCCCAAGGAAUUUCCACUACUGAGGGAAGUUUAACCAUAGAAAGCUUUCAUCGGUUAGCAUACCUAUUGGAAAUUCAAAGUUUGCUUUACGAUGCCCAAAGUGCAUGCUAUGAACGUCGUAUUUCUUUUGAAUACCUACCUACACCUUCAAAAGCUUUAAUCGAAAAUAACUACACUCCUUUCGUGCGAACAGGAAGCCUGAGCAUACACAUGCCCACAAACAUUGCGGACCUUUGUCCUUUAGUUUUCAUUCGAGCACACGAUGGUUUCAUAAUAUUUGAAGGCAGAAUUAUGCAUCGCCCUCCUUUCAAAAUGGAGGUAGAAACUUUUGGAACAUGUACAAUUAAUUGGAAAAAGGGCCGAUUCACGGUGCGUGGAAAAACAUUUAAUGAUUUUGAACAAAUCUGGAAGAGGAUCUGUAAGGUUGUGUCUUUAUCAAAAACAAAUUGUUUUGAGGUCAAUUUGUUGACAUUGAGAUUUGUUGAUUUUACCUAUUUGAAGCAACAUAAGUUUAGAGUGACUAUCAUUGAUGACGGGGCUUUCUCUAUUUACUUUUUUGACCCAGAAAGUCCUUUUCAAUUAAUUGCGCAUUAUUUAAAAAAUAUAUUUACAGACAAUGCACACGACAUGCAACCUCUAAAAAUUAUCAUGGAAAGAACUAAAGGCAUCUUAGAAGCACAACAAAUGGGGUAUACUGUUUUGGCUCGUUCGCUACGAGAAUAUCGAAUCCUUUUCUCUGCAAGGCAAGGUAUUCAAGUUUCUCUGAAUCGUUUUGGAUGCGUUCUGCAAGAUGUAUACUCUUUAAUGUCCUCGGCAGUAAAAUCCGAAUCUUCGCAAAGCUUAGCACAACAAUGGGAACCGUGUCAAUGGUUAAACUCGGUUUGGGAAGGCGACUUGGGUGAUGACGAAUUGAACGGUCAAGUUGAGGCCUCACCGGAGUUGCAUUUAUUGAAGACGAUGAAGACUGCAGAUUUGAGUGCCAUUAUCAAAAAAAUAUUAUCUAUUCCACGGAAAUACUAGUUUGCUGAAUUAUUUCUAAAAUGAAGUCAAUCCAAGAAAACUAGUUUGUUAUUAUAUAUUUGAAUUCAAUGAUUAGAGAAAAAAAUGUAUAUAGACGGUGUUAAUGACAAUUACAGUUGACGAAUCCUACCG
Molecule: messenger RNA, 2934 nt
Organism: Schizosaccharomyces cryophilus OY26
Lineage: Eukaryota; Fungi; Ascomycota; Schizosaccharomycetes; Schizosaccharomycetales; Schizosaccharomycetaceae
Product: mediator complex subunit Pmc1
Exons: 1
Coding region: 163-2802 (879 amino acids)
Biological process (GO): regulation of transcription by RNA polymerase II
Cellular component (GO): core mediator complex; mediator complex
Molecular function (GO): transcription coregulator activity
Source: RefSeq, a predicted model, not a curated record